AUGAAGGUGCCACAAAAGAAGAAACGAAUCAUCCUUGUGGGGGUGCUGUCCUUGUGUCUGUUGACACUGAUCCUUGGCCUAGGCCUGGGUCUGGGUCUAGAGCUACAGUCGUGCCGAGACCAAGUGGCGCCACAGACGUCAUGCAAGAAUCGCUGCUACCAGCCGUACAACGGCGACAUCCCCGGUUGCAGGUGUGACAGCGCCUGCGGGGACAGCGGAACCUGUUGCCACGACUACCACGACCUCUGCCAAGCCCCCGGCCAGCUGUGGGAAUGCACACGUCUGCGCUGCGGCGAGACCAGGCUGGAGACCAGCAGGUGUCACUGUUCUGACGACUGCGUCGCAAAUUUCGACUGCUGCAGCAACUACCGACACAUCUGCCAGGGACAAACGGAAUGGGUGGAGGACGAGUGUGACGAUCUAUCAAGCCCUUCAUGUCCACCGGGCUUCCAGCGCCAGCCGCUGCUUCUGGUGUCACUGGACGGUCUGAGAGCUGACUACCUGCAUAUUUGGAGCACACUCAUCCCGGUCCUCAACAAACUAAAGACGUGUGGAACAUCGACUCCGUACAUGCAGGCGGCUUUUCCCAGCAAGACCUUCCCCAACCACUACAGCAUUGUCACGGGUCUGUACCCCGAGUCCAAUGGUUUGAUCGACAACGUCAUGUACGAUCCGGUGAUGGACGCCAUCUUCACGUUGUCGGGUCCCGAGAAGGAGAACCCGGACUGGUACCUGGGACAGCCGAUUUGGCACACGGCAAAAUACCAGGGACUGAAGUCCGGGACCUUCUUCUGGCCCGGGUCAGACGUGAAAAUAAACGGCAGCUUCCCAGAUAUCCACCGGCCCUAUGACGGGAAGGUCCCCUUUGAGGAGCGAGUUCUGACGGUGCUCAAGUGGCUCCAGCUGCCAGACCAGCAGAGACCUGACUUCUACACGCUGUACCUGGAGGAACCCGACAAAUCGGGACACAGCUUUGGUCCCGUCAGCGGGGGGGUUGCACAGGCCAUAAAAGGCGUGGACAAGAUGAUGGGUCAGCUGAUGAACGGACUCAAGCAGAUCGGACUUCACCGAUGCGUCAAUGUCAUCGUGGUUGCCGAUCACGGCAUGGAGGAGACGAGCUGUGACAGGAAGGAGAACCUAGAGGAGCUUGUGGGAGACGUUGGCGACUACAUGGUCACCGAGGGACCCGUUGGCCGCAUCCGGGCUAGCAAUAAUAAUAACCACUUGGACGCGGCCGGGCUCGUGGCUAACAUGACGUGUAAGAGAGCAAGGCAGAAGCUGCGCCCCUACCUUAAGUGGCAUCUGCCCAAGCGUCUUCACUAUGCCAGCAGCCGCCGCAUCGAGGACAUCAACAUACUAGUGGAGCCGAAAUGGCUGUUUGAGAGGCGUCCGGGUUCUCUUCGUUUCUGUUCGGGCGGCCAGCACGGCUACGACAACGACGUGGCUAGCAUGCAUGCCAUGUUUGUCGCUCACGGGCCAAAGUUUAUGGCCGGCGCAGAAUUUGAACCCUUCGCCAACAUCGAGCUCUACAACCUCAUGUGCGACGUGCUGCAGAUUUCACCGGCUGCCAACAACGGGACGCACGGCAGCCUGAACCACAUGCUGCGACAGCCCUUUUACUCGCCGCUGCCCCCGGAGGAGCAGAGUGCACCUGACCAGUGUGGCCUCAGCAGCCUGCUGCCUGAAGAACCUCUGGGCUGUUCCUGCAAAAACAUGAGCGAAGACGCAGUGAAGGCCGCCAACCGUCGCCUUAACAUGACGGCGGAUCAAGAGACAGAGUCCCGGCACAAUCACCUGCCAUUCGGCCGUCCUCGUUCGCUGCAGCCCGAUGAGCCAUACUGCCUCCUGCACCAUGAGGCGUUCAUCAGUGCCUACAGUCGCCGACUGAAGAUGGCGCUAUGGAGCUCCUUCACUGUCCAAGCUACGAAUGACUCAGACCCGGUGUUGCCCGCACAACCGGGCUGCUUGCGGGCCGACGUGCGAAUCCCGCCCUCGGAUAGCCGGCCGUGCAACGACUACGGAAACUUUCGGCGCGCCUUCCUGUACCCACCCGGUCUGAGCCCGGAGAAGGAAAAGCGGAACGAUGCCCUGCUGAGCAGCCACUUGGUGCCCAUGUACCCAGAAUUCCACAGAAUCUGGGCAUACUUCCAUGGCACGCUGCUCAAAAAAUACGCGUCCACGUACAACGGUGUCAACGUGCUGACAGGCCCCGCCUUUGACCGUGACCACGACGGACACGCAGACCGACUCGAGCUCAUCAAAGAGCGGUCGUCUGACGGCAACGUGUCCGUCCCCACGCAUUACUUCAUCGUGCUGAGCAGCUGCCAGAACACCAGCCGCGACAUCCGGCAAUGUGACGGCCAAAUACACGCAAUCUCUUUCCUACUUCCUCACCGAGCGGACAACUCUGAGAACUGCAAGAGCGCCGAAGAUGAAGCUUCUUGGGUGGAAGACCACAUUUGGUUCCACCAAACACGCGUGAGAGAUGUGGAGUGGAUCACAGGACUGGAUUUGUACCAGGACAGUCUGCGACCAAUCCCCGAGCUGCUGCGACUCAAAACCCGCCCCACUUCGGCCAAUCAAAAGCCAUGA
Corythoichthys intestinalis (scribbled pipefish) is the source of this 2592-nucleotide messenger RNA. Its product is annotated as venom phosphodiesterase CdcPDE. The record is from RefSeq and is a predicted model, not a curated record. Lineage: Eukaryota; Metazoa; Chordata; Actinopteri; Syngnathiformes; Syngnathidae. The transcript has 25 exons. Gene Ontology annotation, molecular function: metal ion binding; nucleic acid binding; nucleoside triphosphate diphosphatase activity. Bases 1 to 2592 code for a protein of 863 amino acids. Gene Ontology annotation, biological process: nucleoside triphosphate catabolic process.